CGCUCCUCCUCUAGAUUCCCACACUUUCAAUUGAUUUGACUUAGUUAAUCUUAGAUAAACUGUGACUUCUUCUGGCGAUAAAUCCGGUGACGUACGGUUGGGCCCUGCCGAAUUUAGUGCUCUUUAAUGUUCAACUUUACAUUUACUUUACCGUCUGAUAACUACCUAGGAUUACUGAUUUACUUCUCAUUAAUUAGCUCGUUCAUUCAUAUAGUUUGUUCAUUAAAUAAUGCUUGUGCAUUUAAUUCUUAGUACUUUUUUACAAAUAGAACUUUAGAUAUAGAACUGUGUUAAUUUAGUUUCCGUGCUUUCUCACUAUCCCGUUGGGGUAGCCUAUAUGUAUUGCACCUUCUCCCGCAACGACACACAGCGUUUCCGGCAUAAAAAUGUUACUUAACUAAAAGGUUUUAUACCAUAUUUGUUAUUCAAAGGUCUGAUUGUGAUCAUAGUGAGUUAAGAUGAGUUCCCUGAACGCCUGCUGCUGCAUCAGCUACUCGACGCUGGGAAACUUGGUGGCUGCCCAACACGUCGCUCUCGGGAUCACUUUGGUUACUCUUGCGGCAGUGGAAAAUCUCACUACUUGCUAUUACGACUCUUACCAUCACUACUAUCACUGUUAUCAAUACCAGAACUGGGCAAAUUGGACCGUGGGUUCUGGGGGAGUUCUCUGCGUCUUAGUGGCCAUACUUCUCGCAUUUGCCAUCAGAAAAAAGGCGUACUACUUCUCGAUUCGAGCGUUCGUCGGCAUCACGAUACUGGUGGCGGUGGGCUACAUUGUGACCGCAUCCAUUUUAGUCUCUGAGAAUGCAGGAGUGUCUAUUUUCCUCUAUUGCAUAUCAGUUUGGCUCUUCAUCAUGACUGGGAUUGUGGCCAAGUAUGGACAGUUGAUGAUUGCCGUUCCAAGAGCGGCUGACCCCGCCUUCGCUGUAAUGACAAACUCAGCGCCGACUUCUCAGAUCCACGUUCAUCCACAACAACAAACAAACAUCAUCAACCAGACCCACAACCCGAACUACACACCACCUGCUCAACCUGGCGGCUACAACAACCAAGCUGCCUUCCCGCCUGGUUCUGGUGGUGCAUAUCCCCCACCCAGCACUAUUGCAUAUCCUCCGAACAGUCCAAGUGCAUAUCCCCAACCCACCCUCACUGGAUAUCCUUAUCUAAAUGCUAAUGUGUAUCCCCCUCCAAACUUUGUUGGAUAUCCCCCUCAAAACCCUGCUGUAUAUCCCCAGAACGCUAUCCCGUAUCCUGCUGCCCCAUAUCCAAGUGGCUAUCCUGCCACCAGUUCCAGCCCGUACCCACCAGCGGGGCUAAGCCUUGCCGCUCCUGCCUUGCAGACCUACAACGGUGCCUGGGGCCCGCCAGCCAGCGCUCCUGCCAUGUGAAAGACACCUUCAUCCUGAGACGAUGAAGCGGAGCUAUUUAUUUCCGUUGUAAUUGUGAUGCAUUUAAUACAGUUACUGUAGCAAAUGUCAGCCUGGCUCCAACCAUUCAUUAGCGCUGCGAUGUAUAUGAUUGAUUGAAUGCAAUGUUUGCAUUUAAUUUGCGUUUUCUUAAUUUGAUACAAUCAAAUGUAAUCAAAUCAAAUAUCUUCUCAGGUUUGCAUGAUUCAUUGUCGUAAAUUAUUUUUUUUGCUAAUUACAUCCGCAUUGAUUAGUGAUAGUUGAAAUUUUGUAUCACAUUGUUCCUAAUUAUAUAUUCAAAAUAUUUUAGGACCAGAAAGUCUUUCAUGAUUGAUAACGUUAUAAAAUUAUAUAUACAUAGCACUAAUACUAUGUGCCUAGUUGAAAUUAGAGUAAUGUGCCUAGUUGAAGGAAGAAAAUCGACCUAUGGAAAACAAAAUGUUUUACAAUAAAGAUUUACCAAUUCUAAUUCCCAUGUUUUCUCUGCUCUUGUUAGGAACAAUAUUAUUUGGACCGUUAAAAACCCGAAAUAUAUUUCAAUCCAGCCAUUA
Messenger RNA from Hyalella azteca, 1957 nucleotides. RefSeq names its product non-classical arabinogalactan protein 31. Bases 459 to 1388 code for a protein of 309 amino acids. NCBI's taxonomy places the organism in Eukaryota, Metazoa, Arthropoda, Malacostraca, Amphipoda, Hyalellidae. The transcript is spliced from 5 exons. The record is from RefSeq and is a predicted model, not a curated record.